Messenger RNA from Pogoniulus pusillus (Red-fronted tinkerbird), 1875 nucleotides. RefSeq lists its product as uncharacterized. The transcript is spliced from 4 exons. The coding region runs from base 1 to 1875 and encodes 624 amino acids. The record is from RefSeq and is a predicted model, not a curated record. NCBI's taxonomy places the organism in Eukaryota, Metazoa, Chordata, Aves, Piciformes, Lybiidae.
AUGGACAGUGGCACUGAGUGCACCCUCAGCAAGUUUGCUGAUGACAUCAAGCUGUGUGGUGCAGCAGACAUGAUGGAGCAAUUGAAAAGCAGCGUUGUCCUGGAGUCCUGUAUACCCCAAAAUUCCUCUCCCUCUGUGGUUCGAAUGGGAGAGGAAAAGGAACGAAAAGACCUGUUUGCCCCAACCUUGCCCUGCAGACGUGAAGGGGAGUUCACCCCUGCCUGCAUAGAUUCUGCAGAAGGAGCCCCUGGCGCUCUGCUCCGAAGGAGGCUUCCCAUCGUUAGCACCCUUUAUGCAUGUUCAAUAGGCCUUAACGACCCUCGGAUGACCUCUGAAACAGAGGGAGGGGACAAGCAGCUGGACCACCCUUCUUUUCAGCCAGCCGACUCACCUGUGACUCUUACCUUAAAGGCCAUGGCCACGGUGGAGAGGCUUUUCUGUUUGUUGGAAGCUCACGGAGCUCGCCCGUCCGUGGAAGGGCUGGGCUGGGCCCGUGAGAACUGGAGUAACUGCCAGAGUGUGGCGGAUCGGAUUGUGGCCCUGCAGAAAGAGGCACGGGCCAAGUCGGGAAAGGGCAAAGCCUUCAUCUGUGCAGUUUUGGGUGCGUGUUUGGCUGCUUCAAUAGAUGAAAAGCAAAGCCAAAACGGACGAGAGAAUAAAAUCAUUUCCUCCUUGCAGGAGCUGGUAGAUUCCCUGCAAGGGCAUAUUGUAACUUUAAAGGACGAAGUGGCAGAUCUUAAGGAUAGAUUAAAAACAGAACAGAAGUGGCAAAAGUGGUUUUUGAAGGAGGAAGAGUUAAAGCAGACAGAGCCUGCCUCCAUAUACCCCCAGGCAGAACUGGCAGCAGCAGAGGAAGCUGCUGCUCACAUGCGUCCUCUCAUUAAAACUGAGAUGCUGUACGAGGAUGAGGAUGGCACCCCUGCCAUCACAACCAAAGAGAUACCCUUUUCUUCCACUGAGCUGGCCAAACUGCGUAAAGAGUUUGCACGUUCGGCUGGAGAGUCUGAGGUGGAAUAUGUAUGGCGUGUCUCUAGAACUGGAGGUGAUCAAAUUAGGUUGACAGAGGCUGAAGCUACAGGCUAUUGGGGUGCUAAUGUGUUCCUAACUACGGGCAAUAGGAGUGGUCCCUGGAGCCUUACUCAGCGAGCAGCUUUCUGGGCUGGGGGUUUUGAUUCAAAGGAGAGAGGAGAGCCUCUAGUUCUGAGGGGAGGCAUGAAUCAGAUGAUGGAAAAUGUGCAGAAGGCAGCUUGUUUGCAAAUGGUCUAUGAUCGAGAACUGAAACAUCAUUUUGAAUCGCCCCUUUCUCUCUUGGUGGACCCGAAGCGAAUGACCCCCCUGGUGAGGGGACUUCCUGACUCCCUUAAGAUGAAAGGCAUUCAGCUCCAAAAGGAGAUAGCUGACACCCCACUUACCUCCCGAAUACAAGCUACUCUGAGGGAGAACUUAACACCCGGGAGGAACCAGCCCGAUGGCAGACAAUGGACGUGGGAGGAGGUGGCUAGAGAGCUAUUAGAUUAUGCCAGGCAGUAUGGGGUGCCUGAGGAAGUUCAUAAGCCUGAGACUAGAGGCUUGAGGCAUGUGGAAAUUAAUCACCCACUGCCAAGUGCAGAUCCCCGGAGCCAGAUGCUUCGAAUCCCCAAACGACACUCGACUGGGGGGAGGGAGCACCUGAACACUAGACACUAUUGGUGGGGGCUAGGCCGGAAGAAAGGUAUCCCAAAAGAAGUGAUUGAUGGGUUAUCUUCAGUGCAGUUGGAAAUCGUUGUAAAAAACUGGCCAGAGUCUAGCCAGAAACCCGAGCCCACUGCACCCCCCUUGAUAGACUUAUCUGAUGUGGGGAAAGGCGUGCCCCCUUCUCAGCCUCAGAGGAGCUGA